AAAUUCACCCGCAGCCACGGGAAAGACGAAGAUUUGCUGGAGGACUUGUCUACACUCUACAUUCCCAGAGUGAAAAAGAUUUCCAUCUAUGAUGAUGACAGAUUUUACAGGAGACCAUAUGCACAGUUGAAGGUAGAACAUGGAGAGUGUGCUGGUACACAAGCAACAGGAAGGUUGAAGCCCUUAUGGUUACAAAUACAGCGUGAACUCAGUUUGAGGAAACUAACAGAGGGUUCACAGUAUCAAGAGGAACUGAAAUAUGACUUCAAUAUAAAAGGGGAGCUGAGGCACUUGGAUACAAAUGAGUCCUUUGUUUUCAAUUACUACAAGAAUGGACAUGAGCAGAAUCAUAAACGCUAUGAAGUUCUGGGACAUUUUAUUACCCAGUAUGUUUAUGAGCUCCUGGAAAGAGUCUGCAUGCUGCAGAAGGUUUAUAUUCCUACUGAUGCUACACAGGAUGAACCAAGAAGUUUCUUUUUCAUGAGCAAAAAUGCACUAACAAGUUCCUCUAGCCUAAUUAUCCUUCUUCAGGACCGUGGAGUUUUUUGUGCUGGACAGUGGGGGCGAAGGGCAAUUGUCAGUGAGGGCCUGAGACAUGGAACACAAAUACCAUUCAUCAAAAUGGCCCUGCAAAGCCAAUGGGAAGUGAUUGUGCUGAACCCCAAUGACAAUUUCACUGAUCUGAACACUGAAAACGAGAGAUUUUCUGCCAAGGAAGAAGCACUUACUUUUCCACAGUCCGUCUGGUGGAUCCCCAAGAGGGGCAGCAGCAGCCCUGAGGAGCAUACCAUGUAUGUAUGGGAUCAUUUCAUUGCAAAGAGUGCAGCCAGGAAUGUGGCCUUCAUUGCCCAUGGCUAUGGGGGGUUGGUGUUUGUUGAUCUGCUGGUGCAGAGGAAACAUGAGGUAAUAAAUAAAGUGUACUCAGUGGCAUUCAUUGACUCCACGCACAACAUGCAGCACCAGAGCAGACAUGAUCCAGAAAUACAGGAAUGGAUACGCAGAAACUGCCAGGAAUGGGUGUCGAACAGUAAACCCCUAAAUAAAACUGUGGGCUUUCUCAUGAGAGUAAAUUGUCCUACUUUGUCUGCUGGAACAGAAAAGUAUGGUUUAGCACCCUCCUGCUGCUUACAACCCAUCUUUAAGUACCUGAAGAACAAGCUGAAAGCCAAGAUCACAACAGCCUUGAGGAAUUCACCUGUUGCAACCAGAAGCAGCACACAUAAGAAGAGAGGCAAUAAAUGAAGGUACACUUGUUGGUUUUUGA
Molecule: messenger RNA, 1264 nt
Organism: Cyanistes caeruleus (blue tit)
Lineage: Eukaryota; Metazoa; Chordata; Aves; Passeriformes; Paridae
Source: RefSeq, a predicted model, not a curated record